AAACUGGAGUUAUAGCUGGCAGCCAGAACCAAAGUAAAAGCUUUUACUUUGAACAUUUUCCCCAUUCAAAUGGCAGAACACUGCUGUAUAUUUUAUGUAAGGCAACAAAAUAAGCAGCACUGAAACAUGGGUAGUUUUACAAAUCAGUGGGUCUUCAACCUAAAUUACUACUGACACAUGAAUGGGCUGAUUUACCAUUCUUGUUGGAGGGCUUGCUAAUAGCGCCAUAAACACGUCGACUUCAUAGCAAAUUUCUGGUGAUGGAUUCAAAAUACAGCAUCAACAUUUCUCUGCACACUGAGAUAACAGGCAUGUCGAGCUGGUUGCAGGAGAUUUCUUCUUUAAACUAUGUUCUCAUGGGAAGUCAGAGACAUUUUGAUCUCCUUUGAAAGAAGUUUCCUUUUUUGAGCACAUUCAACUUGCAAAACCUCCUCAAAUGUGGGCAGCAUGGAUUAAAAUAGAGCUGGAAUACAUACAGGACUUCAAGAACACAUUUCCUGGCAGACACACUUUUGAGUAAGCAGCUAGGUUAAUUGCUGAGAAGUAACCAGCACCCGAGCCAUCAAAAUCAAAACAGCUACUUCAGGAUGUGGAUGGAGAUGAGGACAUCUAUAUUAUACUAGUAAGACUUUUUUUGAGGUGACGGGUCCACUGAGGUUGAUAGAGUGUCCUUGGAUACCUGUGGUCCAGCAAGCUGUGACUCAGCAAGACCAACACACAAGAAACCAAUAAGUCAAGUUGGUGCAGUUUGCAUGUUUUACUUAGCGGUGUCUACCAAAGGCUGGUGGGUUGUCAUUGUUUUAUCAAUUUAAAACCUGAGGGUUCAUUUAUAUAACCACACAUUGAAAUAUGGAGGACAAAGUGCUCUCAUUUUUCAAUGACUUGUGGAACAUCGCCAGCACCAAGCACAAAGAAGGGCUUUACAACACGGUCUGCCUGGUGGUCUUGCUGGCCCUACCUUUAGUGGUGCUCGUGACCUCCCUGGUAGUGUGCUUUCACUGCUGCUGCUGCCAACGCCGGCCCUGCUGCUCCUGCUGUGGCAGCCAUGAUGGACCACCGCAUACGAAGAUGGAGAAGAAAAAGAAAAAUAACAAAAAUCGUAAAUCUGACGACCUUUGGAUUUCCGUCAAACCAGGGCCGAUGACGCCAGAUAGGAUGGCAUUGACAAUGGUCUAGCAAUUGAAAACCUUGUAUGGACACAUGUGGACCUAAGAUUUUUUAUUUAUUUAAAAAAGCUUUUAAUGGACUAGUACAGUCACACUUUAGCCACCUCACUUAUUGCAUCUAAGUAGAGACUUGCGCUUUGUUUCAAUGGGAAUACCCUAGCUAGCUCCUGCCCUGUUGCAAUUUACUUAUUCCUUAAAUUCAGUAUCACGUUCAGGAGAUUAUCACACUGUGUUGUAAGAAAGUGUAAAUGAUGUGUGGUGGAGUUUCCUAGAACGCAGGCCACCACAAAGGGCAGCAUUCUGGAAUCCACUGAGGCACUUCUCAAGGAUAGAUGUUCUGGGACAAAAGGUACAAACAGUGUGUGCUUGUGUGUGUAUGUGUAUGUGUAUGUGGGGGGUCCCCAAUGAUGAUUGGCCCUCAUUUAAAAUAAAAAUUGAAUUUAAAGUUUUAUUUUACUUCUAGGCCAACAGUAUUAAUUGUUUGAUCCAAACCCUAUAAUAAGCUCCCUGUGGCAGCGCUAGUGGAUUUAAAGAGAUGCUAUUCACUGUUGAGCCUCAAUGUCCUAUGAAUAAUGUCAGUUUUACCACUGGGUGUAGGGUAUUAGCAUUGAUGUUCCAGGAAUAUAAAUUAUCCGUCACAAGGGUUCAUGCCAUUGUUUCAGCUGAAAUAAAUAGUCAGUUAAAUCUGUAUUAUGUCUGAGACUUUGUCUGUGCCCUUCAGAGGCUGAGCAUAUUGCUCAGUGAGCGUUUGGUCAAUAGAUUUCAAUUUUGAGUUAGUAAAAAAAAGGAGGGGCUGGAUUAACGGAAGCAAUUUCUACCUACCUUUUUGGGAUUAUGGAACUAAAUGAAUUUGGAACAAUACUUAUUGGCCCAGUGCAAAUCUAACAUGACUGUGGAACAGUUUUAAAAGGGUUUCUUUUUUUUCAUCCAAGUAUGGGACAGUAUCAGUAUAGAUCCUAAGUGAAACUGUUCUCACUGUGUUUGUCUGUCUAGUACUUUUUAGUAUUUUAGUUUUUCAACCCUGCAAACAGAAUGAAAUCUCUUUAAAUACAGAUCUCCUUGUUUAUAAAUGUUAUUUAUAAUAGUAUAAAUAUUAACUACUGUUUACGGACUGUAUCUCCUACUGCAUGAGCAUUAGAUUUCUAUUCUGAUAGACAGUAUUUUAGUUCUAAUUACUGUAAUUCUUAUGUGGUAUUCUGAGAGUUUAAAGCCAUAUAAUGUAUUUUUCUACAUCUGUAUUGAAUUUUGUUUUGUUUGAAAGUAAACUAUCGCGAUAUUUUAAUAAACUGUUUGAAAAGAGUG
This is a messenger RNA of Acipenser ruthenus (sterlet), 2468 nucleotides long. RefSeq lists its product as uncharacterized. The record is from RefSeq and is a predicted model, not a curated record. Lineage: Eukaryota; Metazoa; Chordata; Actinopteri; Acipenseriformes; Acipenseridae. The transcript is spliced from 2 exons. The coding region runs from base 850 to 1176 and encodes 108 amino acids.